CGAGCUACAGAACGAGCGAGGGGAAUCAAGAUGGCGGACCUCGAGGACGUUACGCUGGACGGGAGGCCGCUCCAUUCGCUCCGGGUGGCGGAUUUGAAAGCGGCGCUGGAAGAGAGAGGGCUUCCGAAAAGCGGCCAGAAGAAUGCUCUCAUCAAGAGGCUCAAGGGGGCUCUCAUGUUGGAGAACCUUCAGAGAACCUCCACACCUCACAUUGGCCUGCAACCUAACUCCCGGAUUGGGGAGGAGAUGAGUCAGAACAGCUUUAUUAAACAGUACCUGGCCAAACAGCAAGAGCUUCUCAGGCAACGCUUGGAGAGAGAAGCACGAGAGGCUGCAGAAACUGAUGGAACAGAUCAGGAGGACCAUACAGAGGCGAAUGACAGCACAAUCUCUCCUGCCCCUAACCAGGAUGCUGAACCUUCCUUAGUUGACCAACACAAACAUCUCACUACAGCAAGUGAGGGUGAUGAGCUUAGAAAAGAGAAAGAGAUGCUAGGGCAGCCAUCCCACUCUGCACCUGCCCCGCCUGCCGGAAUAGCAUCUUUGUCAGUGAGGGUUGUUGGUGAAAGAGGGCCAACCUCAAGCCAUGUACCAGUCGAUAGUGAUGAUGACAGUGAUGGCGUGGACGACAAUGAUGACGAGGAUGAGGAGUGGAACAUGAAUGCACGGAGUUGCCAUGCAGAACUGCUAAAAAGCCAACCGGUGAGGGAAAGAUCUGGUGGCUCACAGCAACAGCAGCAGCCACCCCCCCAACACAUACCCUUACUAUCACAGCAGCUCAGACAGCCCACUCCUCCCCCAUCCCCUCCACCUGAACUCUCUUUCCCCCUCCCAGACACCCCUAAACAGAGCCCUCCAAGUCCGGGUGAGCCCCCAUCUAGGCAGCGCAUGUCUAGCUCUUCCAGCUCUGGUAGUUCGAGUAGUGACAGUCGUAGCAGUAGCCCUGAACCAGCUGGUGAUUCCACAGGACGCAAGCCAGGCCCUCUAACCUUACUGGCACGAAAAAUGGAGUCUGAAGGAGCAUUUUCUGGGACAGUCAAGCGUGAAAGGGAGGGAGUAGAUGGACAAGCAGGGAGAGGCCACCAAGAGGCAAGUGUUUCUGCAGUUACCCACACAGCUAAUGUAGCAACAGUUAUGACCUACCCUGGCUCUGUAAUCUCCAAACAGGGCAUUAAGGGUGCUUUUCCACACUGUCAGGCUCCUGUUAGUGUUGUCAGGACAGCAGUGAUGGAGGAGAGUGAUGCCACGAAGCAGGAGCAAGAAAAGAGGGAAAGACAAAGGGAGCAAGAGAGGCUGAAAGCCCUUGAAAAGGAGAGAAAGGAAAGAGAGAAGGCUUUGGAAGAACAAAAAGCACAAGUACAGGAAAGACGGGAAAGCGAAGAAGCUCUGGAGAGGGAGAGAGAAGAGAGAGAGAGGGCUUUGCAGCGAGAAAGGGAAGAAAGGGAGAAGGCUUUGGAACAAGAGAGACUGGAGAGAGAAAAAGCUUUGGAAAGGGAGAGAGAAUUAGAGCGAGAAAGACUGGAGAGAGAACAAGCUCUGGAACGAGAAAGGCAAGACAAGGAGAGAUUGGAGAGAGAGAGGCAAGAAAGAGAGCAAGCUUUGGAGAGGGAGAGAUUGGAGAAAGAGAGGCAGGAGAAAGAAAGACUAGAAAGAGAGCAAGCUUUAGAGAGAGAGAGACUGGAAAAAGAGAGGCUGGAGAAAGACAGACUAGAAAGAGAGCAAGCUUUAGAGAGAGAGAGACUGGAAAAAGAAAGAGAGCAAGCUUUAGAGAGAGAAAGACUGGAGAGAGAGAGGCAAGAGAAAGAAAGGCUAGAAAGAGAGCAAGCUUUAGAGAAAGAAAGACUGGAGAGAGAGAGGCAAGAGAAAGAAAGGCUAGAAAGAGAGCAAGCUUUAGAGAGGGAAAGGCAGGAGAAAGAAAGACUGGAGAGAGAGAGGCAAGAGAAAGAAAGGCUAGAAAGAGAGCAAGCUUUAGAGAGGGAAAGGCAGGAGAAAGAAAGACUGGAGAGAGAGAGGCAAGAGAAAGAAAGGCUAGAAAGAGAGCAAGCUUUAGAGAGGGAAAGGCAGGAGAAAGAAAGACUAGAAAGAGAGGAAGCUUUGGAGAAAGAAAGAUUGGAAAAAGAAAGGCAAGAAAGAGAGAAAGCUUUGGAGGAAGAAAGAUUGGAAAAAGAAAGGCAAGAAAGAGAGAAAGCUUUGGAGAAAGAAAAGCAAGAAAGAGAGCACGCUUUGGAGAGAGAAAGAUUGGAGAAAGAAAAGGAAAGAGAGCAAGCUUUGGAGAGAGAAAGAUUAGAGAAAGAAAAGAAGGAAAGAGAGCACGUAUUGGAGAGAGAAAGAUUGGAGAAAGAAAGGCAAGAAAGAGAGCAAGCUUUGGAGAGAGAAAGACUGGAGAAAGAAAGGCAGGAAAGAGAGCAAGCUUUGGAGAGAGAAAGAUUGGAGAAAGAAAGGCAAGAAAGAGAGCAAGCUUUAGAGAAGGAGAGACUGGAGAGGGAAGCUGCUUUGGAGCGAAAACGACAAGAAAUGGAGAAGGCCAAGGAACAAGAGAGGCUGGAAAGAGAAAAGGCUUUGGAAAAGGAAAGACAAGAAAGAGAAAUUGCUCUAAAACGUGAGAGACAGGAGAAGGAGAGGCAGGAGAGCGACAGACUUGAGAAGGAGAAAGCUUUAGAACAAGAGAGGUUGCAGAGAGAACAAGCUCAAGAGCAUGAGAGAGAAGCCCAAAAGAAAGCAGAAGAGGAGAAGAAACGAGUGUUGGAAAAAGAGAGAGAAGAGAAAGAGAAGGCUUUGAUAGAAGAGAAGCAGAGAGCCCUUGGGGAGAAGAAAAGACUUUUGGAACAACAAAGAGUGCAGGAGGAAAAAGAAAAGGCUUUGAAACAUGACAAAGAGGAGGAACGAGAGAAAGAAAGGGAGAGCCGUCUUCCUCCAUGGAAGCGUGGUCUCUCCCAUUCAAUUGCCCAUCCUCUCGAGAGUCCAUCAUCAGAGAAACCUAAUGAGAAUAAGGCAGAGGAAUCGCAAAGUGUCAGCAAAGAUGCUCGAUCUACAGAGCCUGUCCCACAAAAGCCACCAAUGCUAUUAUCCCCUCAAUCAUCCUCCAAGAAGUCCCGGUUCCUCAGAGAUACUCCUCUCCCAUCCUCUCCAACUUCUGUGCUGAAGAGACCUUGUAUCUUCUCAGACAGCCCCACUUCACAAGGCCCUUCCAUUACAUUAGCAUCUAAGCCUGGGAAACCAGUGAAAGAUGAUAUUGCUCAGGCCCCUCAAAAAUCACCACCGACUGUGAGGCAAGGAGUUCUUGUUUCAGCACCCCAAGAGCUAGAGAGCAAGACUCCAAAGUUGGCUGCCCAAGAUCAAGAGGAAGAGAAGACAGUGGUUUCAGAGUCUUGCAAAGUUCCAAAGUAUAAUGCGGCAAGCCAAGACACUAAAUGUCAGACGCUCAGAAGAGUUGAGGAUCAGGGUAAACCUCCUUCAUUCCCACCAAAGGAGAAGAAAAGAGAAAGGGAUAAGGAGGUAGAGAAGAGAGGAAGAAAAUCAUCAUCCUCCUCCAGUGAUUCCUCCUCCUCUGACUCGGACUCUGGGUCUUCAUCCUCCUCACGAUCCUCCAGUUCAUCAUCUUCCUCUCAGGAGAAAACCUGUUCCACUUCAGGUGGUAGGAGGUCUAAAGAAAUCCAGAAGGAUAACUCGUCUCAGCGCACUGAAAAAGUUGGCCAAACUGUGGUUGUGACUGGAAAAUCUGCUAUAUCCCAGCGCAAAAAACUAGGCUUCACGGAGCAGGAGGAAAAAGAAAUUAACAAUGAGGAUGCCAUCCAAACCAAGGAGCCCUGCCUUGAACUACAGGAUGGGAAGAAAGAAAAGAGAGGAAGAAAAGAAGAUAUUGAGGAAGAUGACACUAACAAAGACACUAUGAGUACUGAGGUGAAGGAAGCUGUCAUGGCCGAGCCUGAGAAGGUUCCAGAGAGCAGUGAGGAGAGCACCACGCCAAAGGUCUUCUCUGCCCGAAAAAUCUUGCUCGGCAGCAGCAAAUCAUCUCCCGGAGUGGUUGGUUUGGAGGGUGAAGCAGAGAAUGCAGGUGGUGCUGGUGCUGGCAGGAAGAGGAGAUGGGGCGCUAGUACAGCUGUCACUGCCAAGAAACCCUCCAUCAGUAUCACCACAGACUCUUUGAAGUCUUUAAUUCCAGACAUCAAGCCUAGCUUGGGCCAGGAGGCAGUGCUAGACCUGCACCCAGAAGAGAUGCAUCUCUCUGGGGAAGAGGGAGGAGGAGAGAGGGGUGACCAAGACCUGAAAAUCAGGCGGACAGUGACACAGGUUGUUCCUUCUGAUACGCAAGAGAAUGGACAGAAAGAAUCAAAAAGAAGUGAACCUGAGGAUGAGGCGGAAAGAAGUGAAGGGCGGGAUCGACUUGGCCAGGAGGAAAAAAUGGAAGGCUCCAUUCAGAUUUCCAUGGAGACAGAGCCAUCCUCCCCAGGGCAUGAUGUUGAUAUGAAGACAGUGACUCCUAGUGACACACUGAUCCGGCGUUCCAUCAGCCAGCAGAAGUCUGGAGUGAGUAUCACCAUUGAUGACCCUGUCCGCACAGCCAAGCAACCCUCUCCACCUCGCAGCAAGCUGUCUAACAUUAUCCAUGUCUGCAACCUAGUGAGACCAUUUACCCUGGGGCAGUUGAAGGAGCUACUGAACCGCACAGGGACUGUAGUAGAUGAAAGUUUCUGGAUCGACAAGAUUAAAUCUCAUUGCUACGUCACAUACUCCAGCGCAGAGGAGGCGAUGGCCACACGGACAGCUCUGCAUGGAGUUAAAUGGCCUCAGAGUAACCCUAAGUUCCUCAGUGUUGACUUCUGCACACAAGAGGAGUUGGACUUCCACAGGGGUCUGGGUCCAGCAGGAGAAAAGCCAGUAGAGGAGGUCCGUGGGGCAGCAGCCGCUGGACCUGGGCGUGCGGUCCCCCCGCCUCUUCUUCCAGAGCGUGAUCAGUGGGCAGAACGUGAAAGGGAAAUGGAAAGGAGGGAGAGAGCACGGGCAGAAAGGGAAUGGGACCGGGAUAAGGUGAGAGAUUUCAGUAAACCUGGAGAGGAACGGGAGGCUGGGGCCAGACGAUCACGUUCCCGAGAUCGUGAGAGGCGACGCAAGGACAGAGGGAAGAGCAAAGAGAGAAAGCCUGACAAGAAGGAAAAAGGACCUGAAGAGCCACCUGCUAAAUUGCUGGAUGACCUGUUCCGCAAAACUAAAGCGGCACCAUGCAUAUACUGGCUCCCCCUAACUGAGGAACAGGCUGCACAGAGAGUAGCAGCUCGUGCCGAGCGCAUGAGAGAACGUGAGAAAAGGAGGAAGGAGAUGGAGGAAGAGGAGGAUAAGAAACGUGAAGAGGAACGCAGGGAGCGAAUGAAGACCAGUGGUGGUGCCGGAGGAGAGAAUGAGAGGGAGCGAGACAGAGAACGAGACAGAGGUAGAGAGAGGGAACGAGAGGGAGGUAAACGAAAGGAGACUUAUCGCAGGCCUGUUGGAAACAGUGCAAGUGGGAGCAGGAGAUCGCACAGCCGCAGUGACCCUCCACCCAGAGACCGACGACGCUAAAGAGUUUGGAACUGUCCAGUUUGCGACUGUUCUUUUCUUGUAUGUGCUGUAACAGCUCUAUGCCUACCUUUCUGAGGAUGAACUCAGACUCUAUAAAAACACACAAACACUCAAUAUACAUUGGGACCACAGUGGUGCUGUGUCUCCAUGUAGACUCUUGUCUCGUUGUCUCUUGACUGGGCUUUAAGACUCCUGGUGUUCAUUUUCCCUUCUCAGUGUUAAUGGACUUCUGGUAGAAGUGAGCCGGACGGCAAGACGUUGUCUCCUUUGAAACUUCACCAGCUGAUGGUAGGCAGGGCUCCUUGUUCCUCUGAGAUCUGUUUCAGAGCCCUAUCCCAAAGCCUCUGCCUUCUGUCAUGUUUUUUUGAGGCAGGUUUGGUGAAGUCCUCUUUCUCCUUCAGUGUAGUGUUAACACAUGGAAGAGUGAAGCUGACUUCUAAAAAGAGAUGCUCUGAAGGCUUUGGUGUGGCUCUUGUCUAGAUCUUGACCUUAUCAUGAUUUUUCCCUUUUGUUGCCCUCACAUUCCUUUGUAUCCUUUUUUUGAUUCCAUAUUGUCUGCCUUUUACCACCCCUUUGCCGUUGCCAUGGAGAGUGGGAUGCAUAUUUAACCUUUUCACGUUGAUUUUAAUGUUGUUGUUUUUUUUUUUUUUAUUGUUUUAGCAUAAAAGCUGACAUGUUUUGUUGUUUUUUUAUUUUUACUCCUGUAAGUGCUGAAUGUACAAAUAAUAAAGUUACAUCUAAGAACUGAAAACAAGGGUUCUUUCUCAGUUCUUGUUGGA
Myxocyprinus asiaticus (Chinese sucker) is the source of this 6335-nucleotide messenger RNA. RefSeq names its product apoptotic chromatin condensation inducer in the nucleus-like. The record is from RefSeq and is a predicted model, not a curated record. Gene Ontology annotation, molecular function: nucleic acid binding. Bases 31 to 5556 code for a protein of 1841 amino acids. The transcript is spliced from 18 exons. Lineage: Eukaryota; Metazoa; Chordata; Actinopteri; Cypriniformes; Catostomidae.